AAAAUAACGACUGAAAAGAGGAAAAAAUGUGAAAUCUCUUAAAUGAUUUAUAGAAAAUGUUUUUUAUUAAAAAAUAAUUUUUUCUCGAAAUAGUUUACAGUCAGGUGGGCGGCCAGAUCACAUUUUAAAUGUCAACCAGAGCGCAUAGAAAAAAGCAAUGGAAGAUGAAAAUAAAUCUAAAACCGGGAUCGGAGGUUUAAAGAUUUUGACUGACUUAAGAGAUAGGAAAAGGUGAAGGUGAAGGCUGAGAAGAACGACGGGGGCAUUUAGGAUAGAAUUGUGGUUGCUGUGCCUUCCUUGUCGGUGCCUUCCUUUUCCUUUUCAUCCUCUUUCUCUUAUACCGAUCUUGCAACGGAUCUCUUCUUUUUUUUCUUGUUUCGUUGCAUUCUAUGUAUCGUAGACAGAGACGUUUUCUCUGAAUUCCUGAAUUUAGUCACCAUCCAUCAGUAUAACCUAAAUCUAAACUAGAGAAGAAAAUAUCAUCAGCCUGGAAUUGAGAUCUCAAUGGAAAGCGGGAAGAAACCGUCGGCCGUGUCAGAUGUGGGAGCUUGGGCCAUGAACGUCAUAAGCUCUGUUGGAAUUAUCAUGGCCAACAAGCAGCUCAUGUCCUCCUCCGGUUACGCUUUCGGCUUUGCCACAACCUUAACAGGGUUCCACUUCACUGUAACGGCUUUUGUGGGUCUAGUGUCGAAUGCAACCGGAUUAUCUGCAUCUAAGUAUGUUCCUAUGUGGGAGCUUCUCUGGUUUUCUGUUGUGGCCAAUACGUCUAUUGCCGGCAUGAACUUUAGUCUGAUGCUCAAUUCUGUUGGGUUCUACCAAAUCUCCAAAUUGAGUAUGAUUCCUGUAGUCUGUGUUAUGGAAUGGAUUAUUAACAACAAACACUACUCAAGAAAAGUGAAAAUGUCUGUUGUGGUUGUCGUUAUUGGUGUGGGUGUUUGCACGGUCACUGAUGUCAAAGUUAACGCCAAAGGUUUUCUUUGUGCCUGUCUAGCCGUGUUCUCUACAUCUUUGCAGCAAAUUACAAUAGGCUCCUUGCAGAAGAAGUACUCAAUUGGAUCUUUUGAAUUGUUGAGUAAGACAGCUCCAAUUCAAGCCCUCUCUCUCCUUGUUCUUGGUCCAUUUGUUGAUUACUACCUUAAUGGAGAAUUUGUAACAAAUUAUAAGAUGUCUAUGGGGGCCAUUGAGACUGAAGAACUGACUAUACCCAAGGAAAAAGAGGUGGCAGUAGCUCGAUUUCAGAGGUUACUUAUAGUUGCUGGUGCUGCUACAGCAGAAAGAUCAGCUGCCCUAGAGCUGGGUAACCUUGAGGAAGCCAAUCUUCUACUUGGUGAGGCUGAAGCAGCCAAUCAAGAAGCUAAAAAACUCAAGCCUAUCUGCAAUUUUAGAGAGGAAGAAUUUGAAAAUCUACCAAAACACUUCAUCUCCAUGGAACUUGUUACCAAUUUUGGCAAGAAGCAGUUGGCAGAAUUGGCUGCAUCUGUCCAUGUAUCCUCAGCCUGAUCAACGAAACCUACAAUAAUUAUGAACUGCCUCAAUUUUGCAUUUGAGGGGGCACUGUGACUGGGAUUAUCGUGCUUUCUUCAAAAUUUAUGCUAACCCUUGGAUGCCUUGACAGAUAGCACCCACAGGCAUGACAAUUAUCUUGUCUAAGAGUAUUGAGUGUGGAACCUCUCUUAGCUAGUGAUUGUCUUGCUCUCUCUAUCUCAACUCUUAAGCAAGCCCAGGCUUUGCUAAACCAAAAAUGGGGGAAAAAGAGAGAGGAAUGCUGAAACAUUUUCUGUGCUUUAUGUAUCUACAAAGUUGUUUUGAGCCAUAUAUUUUUUUUCCCAUUCUAAUUAUAAUUCUAUACAAAAAUUUUACUUUUUUUCAA
This is a messenger RNA of Mangifera indica (mango), 1870 nucleotides long. RefSeq names its product UDP-rhamnose/UDP-galactose transporter 2-like. Gene Ontology annotation, molecular function: UDP-galactose transmembrane transporter activity; antiporter activity. The record is from RefSeq and is a predicted model, not a curated record. Lineage: Eukaryota; Viridiplantae; Streptophyta; Magnoliopsida; Sapindales; Anacardiaceae. Bases 505 to 1500 code for a protein of 331 amino acids. Gene Ontology annotation, cellular component: Golgi apparatus. The transcript has 5 exons.